Molecule: messenger RNA, 901 nt
Organism: Labeo rohita (rohu)
Lineage: Eukaryota; Metazoa; Chordata; Actinopteri; Cypriniformes; Cyprinidae
Gene: ndufs7
Product: NADH:ubiquinone oxidoreductase core subunit S7
Exons: 8
Coding region: 102-755 (217 amino acids)
Biological process (GO): electron transport coupled proton transport; aerobic respiration; mitochondrial respiratory chain complex I assembly
Molecular function (GO): quinone binding; 4 iron, 4 sulfur cluster binding; NADH dehydrogenase (ubiquinone) activity
Source: RefSeq, a predicted model, not a curated record
UUUGUUCAAAACGGUUUUGAGCGCUGUAUUAUCGAAUGACUUUUAUAUACACAGUGAGGAAGUCAAGUCGCAGCGCGACCGGAAGUAGAUGGUAGGCAAAGAUGGCGGCGUUGAUGGUUCCCCGCCUUCCCGCCCUUGGCUCUUUUAAUCUAAGGGCCAUUUCAUCGUUUUCUGCUCAUAAAAAGGUUUCUCUGACAGACAAAAAGGAUGAAAACACCUCAAGUCUGGUCCCGUUCAGAGAGAAAAGCACAGCUCUGGCACCAAAACCAGCUUCAGCGGUCAGCAGCAAGGGUGAAUACAUCAUCACCAAGCUGGACGAUCUGGUCAACUGGGCACGCAGAAGCUCUUUAUGGCCUAUGACCUUUGGCCUGGCGUGUUGUGCUGUGGAGAUGAUGCACAUGGCCGCUCCUCGUUAUGACAUGGAUCGGUUUGGUGUCGUGUUCAGAGCCAGUCCCAGACAGGCCGAUGUUAUGAUAGUCGCAGGGACGCUAACCAACAAAAUGGCUCCUGCGUUGCGGAAGGUGUAUGACCAAAUGCCAGAACCCAGAUACGUCAUUUCCAUGGGAAGUUGUGCUAAUGGCGGUGGCUACUAUCACUACUCUUAUUCGGUGGUCCGAGGUUGUGAUCGCAUUGUUCCAGUGGACAUCUAUGUCCCAGGUUGUCCUCCAACAGCAGAGGCUCUGCUUUAUGGAACGCUGCAGUUACAGAAGAAGAUCAAGAGAGAAAAGAAGAUAAGAAUUUGGUAUCGCAAGUGAGGUGUGAUUGUGUUUGUUUGUCUGCUCUGAGAUGUUUAUUUAAUACUGGUCAUUUGUUGUGCUCAGAAGGCUGAUUUCUCAGGAGCUGCUCUGGUUUGAGCUCAAGCUCCUCCUCUUUGUAGCUACAAUAAAGACUUUCUGCUUCA